CGAAAGCAAAGCAGCAUUCAAAAGAUCAAUUUUUUUUUUUGUAAGCAAAUCUAUCCGACUCUCUGCCACUCAACUCGUUUCCAUGGAACUCCAAACAUUCCCUCAUCUCUCUGCUACCGGAAAUAUGAUGCUUGUGGUGCAAGGUCAUUCUUGCAAGAGAGGCAUCCAAAAUGGUUUGGGUGUGAGUAUCUUUGUAGGACAUAAAUGUUUACAGAACCAUCUAACCUUAAGGAGGAAAUACUCUUCAAAGUGCAUUGGAGCUUCCAUUUCUUGCUCAUUUAGUUCAGAUAAGGAUCAAAUUCUACCUUCAUUUCAACAGCUAAGUGAUGCGCGAGUGAUUUAUUGUGUAGCUGCAGCGUUGGGUCAUAACCAGGAGUCACAUCCAGAAUGCAGUUCUAGAGUUCCUUCAAUUGUCAGUGCUCUUGAAAAGAUGGAGCUUACUUCAAAGGUAUUUAAAAUUUAUGCAAGUUAUGUCAUUGUUCACUAUGAUGACACUCUGUAUCACAUUUUUCACUUCCCCUCAAUGCACAAUUUCUUUGAGGCUAUGGAUCAGGCAUCGGAUCAGGGAAUUAUUUUUAUUGAUGGCUCUGGACCUACAUAUGCUACUAUGACAACAUUCCAAGAUUCACUUACUGCAGCUGGAGCUGGAAUCACCUUAGUUGAUUCAGUGGUCUCUGCAUCUAUGGAAGUCCCAGAUCCACCCACUGGUUUUGCUUUGAUCAGACCUCCAGGACAUCAUGCUGUUCCAAAGGGGCCUAUGGGGUUCUGUGUUUUUGGGAAUGUGGCUAUUGCAGCCCGCCAUGCUCAACGAGUACAUGGAUUAAAACGAGUAUUUAUUAUUGAUUUUGAUGUUCACCAUGGGAAUGGCACGAAUGAUGCCUUCUAUGAUGACCCAGAUAUAUUCUUCUUGUCAACUCACCAAGUUAAAAUAAAAGGAAUUAUACUUUUUUUUUCUAGCCUUGAUUUGGACUCAUUACAAAGGGCAGAUAGCUCAGACACAACAAGAGAUAUACUCAACAUAUUAGAGCUCACUAAGACUGGAACCUGUGCCACCAAGUUGAUGGAGAUUACGGUUGGACUUUCUCUCAGGUAUGAUGCUCAUGUUCUGGAUCCACUGGCCAAUCUACAGUUCACAACAGGAACGUACUACAUGCUUGCGUCCAACAUUAAGCAGCUUGCCAAGGAUCUCUGUGGUGGUCGCUGUGUGUUUUUCUUGGAAGGAGGAUACAAUCUCAAAUCUCUUUCAUAUUCAGUGGCAGACUCAUUCAGAGCUUUCCUUGGUGAGCCAAGUUUGGCAUCUGAAUUUGACAACCCUGCCAUCUUGUAUGAAGAACCAUUUACAAAGGUGAAACAAGCAAUCCAGAGAGUGAAACACAUACAUUCCCUGUAAAGACACUUAUACUGUAAGAUUUAGCUUGAAAACCUUAUUGCUAUACUUGCAAAUAAAAUUGCUUAUGUUGGUCAAACUGCCACAGUAGAAAAUGUUGUUUGUAAAUCUUUCUAAAUGGCAAAAUGUUAAAUAUUUAUUUGUUUAAGCAAAA
Molecule: messenger RNA, 1541 nt
Organism: Carica papaya (papaya)
Lineage: Eukaryota; Viridiplantae; Streptophyta; Magnoliopsida; Brassicales; Caricaceae
Source: RefSeq, a predicted model, not a curated record